AAGAAUUAUCAAUAUCUUCUUUGACAAUGCUUUCAAACUUCUGGUUGCUCAUUUAUGUACUAACUUCGUCCUUCUUUUUCACUUCUCAUUCAUAUAAUAACAAAUGCCUUCGUCAUCAGGAAAUCUUGUUGCUUCAAUUCAGGGAUGAGUUGAUCUUCAAUUCUACUCUUUCGACAAAACUGGUGCGAUGGAAUGAAAGUGGCGAGUGCUGCUUGUGGCAUGGUGUGGAAUGUGAUGCUUCUGGCUAUGUCGUUAGUUUGCAGCUUGAUGAUGAGGCCAUUUCUGGUGGAAUUGGUGAUUCCUCAAGUCUCUUCAGAUUUAAAUAUUUGCAGAAGCUUAACCUCGCCUACAAUUUCUUCUACCACACUGACGUCUACACUGGUCUGGCCAUUCCAAAAGGUAUAGGCAAUUUGAUCUAUUUGACACACCUGAAUUUGUCAUAUGCUGGUUUUGAUGGGCAGGUUCCUUCUGAAAUUUCUACCUUGACGAGGUUGGCUAGUCUCGAUAUCUCCGGGUAUGGUUACAUCAUUCCCGAGAAGCCAAAUUUGGAGAUGCUUGUCAAAAAUCUAACAGAGCUUAGAGAGCUCUAUCUUGAUGAUGUCAGAAUCACUUCCUUGCAUGAAAGGAAAAAUUGGGGCCAUAUUAUAUCAUCACAUUUACCCAACCUCACCUCUUUGAGCUUGUCUUAUUGUAAUCUGUUUGGCCCUUUGCCUAAAUCCUUUUGGCAACUUCAUUCCCUUUCUAUUCUUCGACUAGAUGGGAAUGAUCUUUCAGCGGUUGCACUUGAUGACUUGUUCACCAAUUUUCCAAGUCUGACCACCUUGACUCUUAGUGACUGCAAAUUGAAUGGUUCUAUUCCAUCCACCUUUGGUAACCUAACAAAGCUGAUUCAUGUCGAUUUGUCUUCUAACCACUUUACAGGCUCACUUCCUUCAACAUUGUUUGCUAACCUAACAAAGUUGAUUCAUGUUGAUCUGGCAAUGAACUCAUUGACAGGCUCACUUUCUUCUACAUUCUUUGAAGGUCUUUCCAAUCUCCUUCAUCUAUAUUUGUUGGGAAAUUCAUUCUCUGGUAACAUUCCCCGCUCUCUUUUUGCUCUCCCUUCAUUGUUGGAACUUGUUCUUAGUAACAACCAAUUUAAUGGCACUUUUCAACUCAACCACUUACAAAGCCUUCCCAAUCUCACAGUGCUUGGUCUAUCCGGGAAUAGCUUGUCAGUAGAUGUUGGCAACUUCAAUUCGAGUUCAUCUGGUGGUUUCCAAUUAAAAGUGUUAGACCUAGCUUCAUGUAACUUGUCCAAGUUUCCCGAUUUCAUCAAAUAUUUGGAUCUUGAAAGAUUGGAUCUCUCAAACAAUCAUAUUGGAGGGGAAAUACCUAGUUGGGUUUGGGGAGCACAACUUGAGCAUUUGGACCUCUCUUUUAAUCUUUUUACACAUAUGCAAAAGCCUUACCUCAUCCCUGCUUCUCUUCGAUUUCUAAGCUUGGACUCUAACCAGCUUAAGGGCAAGUUGCAGCUACCCAUUCCACUUGAAUCUCAACUUCAAUACAUAGACAUUGCUAAUAACAGCUUAAGUGGCGAGUUGCAGCUACCCAUUCCAUUUAUGUCUAAUGUAGAGGACUUGUUUCUUGCUGAUAACAAUUUAAGUGGAUCAAUUCCAACCUCCCUUUGCAAUGCCACACACCUCCGUGUUCUUGACUUGUCUGGAAAUAUAUUAAGUGGCAGCAUACCCCCUUGCCUACUUGGAAACUUUUUUGCACUCGAUCUGAGUCGAAACAACAUCAGCGGUGACAUUCCAGAUGAUUUUUCUAUGGGUUGUACGCUACAAUAUAUUAAUCUUAAUAAUAAUAGUUUAGAAGGGAAGAUCCCAAGGUCCCUCAGUAGCUGCCUGUUAAUGUACAUGAAUGUUGGGAACAACAUGUUGAACGACACUUUCCCGUGCAUGCUAGCACCGAGCUUGCUUGCUCUUGUUUUGCACUCCAAUAGAUUCCAUGGGUACUUAAGAUGUCACAUCAAUUGGCCAAAUCUCCAAAUUCUAGACGUAUCAUCAAAUAAUUUUAGUGGAAGUCUAGAGUCAAUCAAUUUCUCUAGUUGGACGGCUAUGAUGCUACCUAGCGAUGGAAAAUUGAGAGGCGGCACUUAUGGCAGCAUGUACAGCUCUAUCGUGACAUUAACUAUGAAAGGGCAAGUCGUGGAGCUUCCCUACAUUCGGUUAGACUUUUGUACCAUUGAUUUGUCUUCCAAUAAUUUUUAUGGAAAGAUACCAAAUGCAAUUGGUGAUCUUACCUCACUUCAUCAACUCAACUUCUCCCACAAUUCCCUCAAUGGAAUCAUCCCAAAAUCAUUUGGUCAACUGAAGAAUCUCGAAUCACUUGACCUCUCAGUGAACCAACUAGCAGGCCCGAUUCCGGAGGAGCUUGGAGGGCUGACAUUCCUUUCAAAAUUGAAUCUCUCCUACAAUAAGUUUGUUGGAGCAAUCCCAAAAGGGCGGCAAAUUCAAACAUUCUCAGCUGAUUCAUUUCAAGGAAAUCCGGGGCUAUGUGGUUUCCCUCUCGACAUAAACUGCAUUAAUACUAAUGUGCCACCACCGGGAUUUGAUGAAAAUGGGGAAGAGAAGAGGGAGAUAGAGUGGGAAUACGUGUGUGCUGCAGUUGGAUAUGUUGUGGGAGUAGGAAGCAUCGUGUGGCUGCUUUUAUUCUGUCGAAGCUUCAGAGAGAAAUACUUCGGCAAAAUAGAAGAGGUUGUUGAAGACAUGUUCAUUGCUAGAGACAUGAGAAGAAGACGUGCAAGAAGAGCAGCAGCAGCAAUGAAUCGAGUCAGGAGGCAGUAGUGUUGGAAAUGUUGCAUGUGUUUUAUGUAAGAGAGUGAAAUAAAAAGGGUUUUAGCUUAGCUUAUGCGGCAUCCUUUGUGUUUGAUUGUGUGCAAGUUUUUAUCUUAAAGUUUGUGGGUUGUAAUGAUAUGAAGAAUGGAAUGAAACUUCAAGUCAUUCCUAUGUAUUGAAUAUCAGCCUUUUUUGAGUUAA
This is a messenger RNA of Salvia splendens (bonfire salvia), 3020 nucleotides long. Its product is annotated as receptor-like protein 7. Gene Ontology annotation, molecular function: receptor serine/threonine kinase binding. The transcript has a single exon. The coding region runs from base 27 to 2828 and encodes 933 amino acids. The record is from RefSeq and is a predicted model, not a curated record. NCBI's taxonomy places the organism in Eukaryota, Viridiplantae, Streptophyta, Magnoliopsida, Lamiales, Lamiaceae.